UUUUUAAAGAAUUGUAAAUUGGAUGUCGUUUGCUAUUUUUUGUCUUCUUUAUAAUAUUCCAGCAUUAGAAAAUGUGAAAGAGCUUACGAAAUACUGCACUGCUGUGAUAGUAAAUGACACUCCGUAGCGGGGGACGAUUUUAAAUCUGAAUUAAAGCAUUUGCUAGCAUUUUCUGCAAUACCAAUACAUUACCAUAUGCAACCCUCUUAGAGUAUGGGAAUGUGAUCUGUAAAGAUCCACGGUCCAUUUCUGAAUCUAAGUACUGCUUUAUGGAUUUUUCUUGUCAAUUCCAGCUGCUACGGCCUCAGCAAAGCAGUUUCUCCAAAUCGAAGCAAACUAAAAAACAAAAAAACAAAACCAGAAAACUACAAAGACUUAGGAAAGACCGUCUGAUGUGGCAUUAUGGUCAAAAGAAUACAAAUUAUGUGACAAAUUUUGAUUAUAACAUCCGGCUUAGUAACUGGUGAAAUGCAGACAAGAAAACUAAAUUAUAUAGGACGACUAUGCAGCAGUGUGGGAAGUGCGGUAUUUUUUUUUUUAAUUUUUGGGAGAGCGCAACUGGGGGAGGGACAGAGAGAGAGAGGGACAGAGGAUCUGAAACGGGCUUCCGGCUCUGCACUGACAGGCUGACAGCAGAGCGAUCCUCGAGAUGGUGACCUGAGCUGGGGUCCAAGCUCAAGGGACUGGGCCCCCAGGCACCCCAUCAGCAGUGCUAAUUAUUGGUCCGUCUCUGAUAGUUUCUUGACUUCUAGGUAUAUAAAAUUUGUUUAUUUUUAAAGUUUAUUUAUUUUGAGAGAGAGACAGAAAAAAAAAGCACGUGCAGGGGAGAGACAGAGAGAGAGGAGCAGGGGAGGGGCAGAGAGAGAGAGAGAGAGAGCGCGCGCGCGCGCGCGAGUAUCCUGAGCAGGUUCCCCGCUGUCAGCGCAGAGCCGGAGGUGGGCCUCUAACCGGGGAACCAUAAGAUCAUGACCUGAGCCAGCCUAACCCAGUGAGCCACCCAAGCGCCCCCAAAUUUAUGGAUGUUUUUUAAAUGGAAUAUAUUUUCAUAAUAAUAUGUUGUCAAGGUCGGAGGGCACAGCACAUUCUGUUUGCCAGUGUGUUAGCAAGGUCGGUUGCUGUUAAAUAUCUGCAUUUAGAGAGAAGGCCCGUGGGCCUCCACGCGACCUUUCACCCCGAUACCCAGAGGUCCGAGACCCGCCCGUCCCCGCGGCGCUCGAAGGACGGCGCCGGCCAGCGCGCCGGCCGCGGUCGGCCCUUCGGACCCCGCAACUCGCGUCUCAGACCCCGAGGCCGGCCCGCGGCCGGUCGCUGUCCUGCAGCCGCGGCCGGGCGCCUGCCGCUCCCCCUUUCUGAUGCUGCGGAGUUUCCGCGUACACGCGGCCUCUGCGGCUCUCCCACCACCCACCCGCCCCGGCGGAGCAAACGGGGUCUCUCUGUCCGGUACCCUGAGGCCUCGGGGAGGCGGAGCACCGAGAACUACAUUUCCCAGGCGGCUGCGCGUUCCCGGACUCCACUUCCCGGCAGCGCCCGGGGCGCCCCCGGGACUGCAUUUCCCAGAGUGCCGCGGGAGUGCCCGCCGGGUCCCUCCCGGUUCCGCCCCCUCCACUUGGCCCCUGCACGCGGCUGGACGCUCAAUCCGCUGCCGGAAGCCGCUCUUCGGGCGACGGGCAGGUGGGGCAGUGCACAGGUGCAGCCGACAUGAGUGAGCCUGGGGGGUCAGUGCGAAUCCUAGUGACAGGUGGCUCCGGGCUGGUGGGCAGAGCCAUCCAAGAGGUGGUAGCAGAUGGAGCUGGGCUGCCUGGAGAGGACUGGGUGUUCGUCUCCUCCAAGGACGCUGACCUCACGGAUGCUGCACAGACCCGAGCCCUGUUUGAAAAGGUCCGGCCCACACAUGUCAUCCACCUUGCUGCAAUGGUGGGGGGCCUGUUCCGGAAUAUCAAAUACAACUUGGACUUCUGGAGGAAAAACAUUCACAUCAACGACAACGUCCUGCACUCGGCCUUCGAGGUGGGCGUGCGCAAGGUGGUCUCCUGCCUGUCUACCUGCAUCUUCCCGGACAAGACCACCUACCCUAUUGACGAGACUAUGAUCCACAAUGGGCCGCCGCACAACAGCAAUUUUGGCUACUCCUACGCCAAGAGGAUGAUCGACGUGCAGAACAGGGCCUACUUCCAGCAACACGGCUGCACUUUUACCGCCGUCAUCCCAACCAACGUCUUCGGGCCCCACGACAACUUCAACAUCGAGGACGGCCACGUGCUGCCCGGCCUCAUCCACAAGGUGCACCUGGCUAAGAGCAGCGGCUCAGCCCUGACGGUGUGGGGCACUGGCAAGCCACGGAGGCAGUUCAUCUACUCACUGGACCUGGCUCGGCUCUUCAUCUGGGUCCUGCGGGAGUACGAUGAGGUGGAACCCAUCAUCCUGUCAGUGGGCGAGGAGGAUGAGGUCUCUAUCCAGGAGGCAGCCGAAGCCGUGGUGGAGGCCAUGGACUUCCACGGGGAGGUCACUUUUGAUACAAGCAAGUCAGAUGGGCAGUUCAAGAAGACGGCCAGUAACGGGAAGCUUCGGACCUACUUGCCCGACUUCCGGUUCACACCCUUCAAGCAGGCUGUGAAGGAGACCUGUGCCUGGUUCACCCACAACUACGAACAGGCCCGGAAGUGAAGCACGGUGUGGGAGCAGGUGCCGGCUGCCCCCGAAGCCCCAGAGAUGACACCCUCAGACCGUGCCGGGAGCCAAGGGCACUGCCAGCACCGGGGGCCCACAUUCUCACCCCUCUGCCAGGGCGGCUCUGAGCAGCUGUGCAGUGAGGCCACCAUUUGUGUCUGUCCUCAGGGAAACCAAGGCCUGGCCAGGCCUGGCACCUUGCUCCCCAAUGCCGGUCUCUGGGUCCUAAGUGUGUCCACUUCUGAUCCUGCUCUCCCAUUCCCUGGGAGCCAAUAAAGUCUAUUUUCCCAGGCCUA
Leopardus geoffroyi (Geoffroy's cat) is the source of this 2963-nucleotide messenger RNA. It is a transcript of the gene GFUS, whose product is annotated as GDP-L-fucose synthase. Gene Ontology annotation, biological process: nucleotide-sugar biosynthetic process. The record is from RefSeq and is a predicted model, not a curated record. Lineage: Eukaryota; Metazoa; Chordata; Mammalia; Carnivora; Felidae. Gene Ontology annotation, molecular function: GDP-L-fucose synthase activity. The coding region runs from base 1699 to 2664 and encodes 321 amino acids. The transcript has 11 exons.